This is a messenger RNA of Daphnia pulicaria, 2529 nucleotides long. RefSeq lists its product as uncharacterized. The coding region runs from base 1 to 2529 and encodes 842 amino acids. NCBI's taxonomy places the organism in Eukaryota, Metazoa, Arthropoda, Branchiopoda, Diplostraca, Daphniidae. The transcript has 3 exons. The record is from RefSeq and is a predicted model, not a curated record. Gene Ontology annotation, molecular function: nucleic acid binding; zinc ion binding.
AUGCCUCCCAAGCCAUUCAAGCCGUACGGCGUGCCACCUCCACUAGACAUCGAGGAAUUCAAAGACUCCUUCGAGAUCUGGCACCAGCAGUGGAAUAUAUUCCUUGCUCUGUCAACCAUCAACACUGCUCUGCCGCAAGGGGAUCUACCGGAGUAUAUUGCCAACAUCUUACUAUCCUGCCUCUCCAAUGCCACGCUGAAAGCCGUGCUCACUAUGGGCUUGACGGCCGACGAGUUGAAAGAUGCCGCCGUCAUCAUUGAAAAGCUGCAGGAGAGGUGCAAUGCGGGUCGGAAUUGCCAUGUGUGUCACCAGAAAUUCUCAUCCCGUGUCCAGCGUGACACUGAAUCGUCCGAUUCCUGGCUCAGCGAUUUGCGUGAUCUCGCACGGAAAUGUGAGUUCGAGAAAGAUUGCUGUGCCGCCUGCCAGAACACGCGUAUUUUGGGCCAAAGUGUCUUUGGCGUUUUCGACGACGAGGUACGCCGUAAGCUACUGGAGCGGGGUGCCAAUUUAACCCUUAAUCGGGCGCUAACAACACUCCGUACAGCGGAGGCCACCCGGCUUCAGGCGUCCACCAUCAAACAGGGUGGUGCAGCCCCCGUCCACCAGCUAAAGACUCCGGCGGCCAAACCACCUAUGGGCAAGCCGGCCAUUCAACACCGGGAUCAGCAGCGCGGACGUCCAGCAGCUCGUUGGCAUCCGCCUGGAACUAAGCCGUAUGGGUGUUGGAAUUGCGGGUCAGCCUCUCGUCACGCUAAAGAAGAUUGCCCCGCCUUCGGCAAGGAAUGUCUUGGUUGCCACAAAACGGGCCACUUCCAGGCCGUAUGUACCCAAGGCGGCAGUUCAACCCCGAAACCUGAGAUGGCUGGCAGCAUCACGAUCCAGUCCAUCACCCCUGAUGACAUGGUCGAGCUUGGUGUUGUCCCGGCUUCCAGCAACGCUUCUAUUGUCAUCCGUGUGCUCCCUGACUCCGGGGCGUCGAUUGAUGCGAUCCCGGCCGCGAUGUUCUGGAGCCACUUCAAGCACGUUCAACUAAUGGAUGGCGGAACAAACGCAGUCACGGCCACCGGGGCGGCUAUUUCUUCACUUGGCCACUUCCCAGCCACGUUGUCAUGGUCCGGCGGAUUACUUCACCCCGUGACCACAACCAUCCAUGUCCUCCGGGACCUUCAACAGCCGGUGCUCUCAAAGGCGUCACAAAAACAAUUCGCUUCAGCCCCAAUUGACGACGUGAAGUCCACGUUGGGCGUUCUUAUGGCUGAAUGCCCUCUGAUAUUCGAUGGCGUGUGCAGGCCGAUGCGAGGCCCUCCAUGCCACUUUCAAUUAAAGGAGGGCGUGGUCCCUUCUGCUAUCCGCGGAUCCCGUCCCAUUGCUGUCCCUCUCAUGCCACGGGACGAUGGCGGAAUCCGCAUUUGCGGCGACUUCACUUCGCUCAAUCACUGCAUCGUCCGGCCCACGUUUGAUUCUCCGACUCCCUUCCAGGCGGUCCGAACCAUCCCGACGGGGAUGAAAUUCUUUAUCGACGCCCUGAAGGGCUACCACCAGGUGGAGCUGGAUGAGGAGUCAAGUGCCAUGAAGACGUUCUCCACUCCGUUUGGCCGCUACAAGUACAACCGUCUCCCGUUUGGCGUCUCGUUGGCUGGCGAUGACUACGGCAGACGUCUCGCAAACAUUUUCGACGAUUUCCUGAACUGUCGCCGUGUAGUCGAGGAUAUCCUGGUUUUCUCUCCCACUUGGGAAGAACAUGUGGACCUCGUCCGUCGCCUUUUCCGCCUCGCCGCUGAUCAACAGAUCGCCAUUAACGUUCGCAAGGUUGUCUUUGCUCAACCGUCAGUGUUGUUCGGUGGCUACGUAGUAGGCGAGAGUGGCUUCCAACCCAGCCCGGAUUUACUGAGGGCCAUCCGUGAAUUCCCGGCUCCUACUUGUGUUUCGGAGAUGCGAGCCUUCCACGGGCUCUGCCAGCAGGUUGGCGGACGACUUGGCUCCCGUUCUUCGCCCUCUGGCUUACUUCGAAAGGAUUUUGUAUGGGAGUGGACGGAGCAACACGAGAAGGAUUUCAAAGCGGCCCGGGAGUCCCUAUCUUCAUCUUCAGAAUUAUCAUUUUACAACGCGGCUUCCCCAACUUCACUUCACGUCGAUGCCUCCCGCCUCCGGGGCCUCGGUUUCAUCCUCCGACAACAAAAAGCCGAUGGGAGCUGGAACGUCGUCCAGGCGGGAUCCCGUUUCCUGUCCGAUGCAGAGUGUCGGUACGCGAUGAUCGAGCUUGAAUGCCUGGCCGCGGCUUGGGCAAUGCGCAAAUGCCGCCAGUUCCUCGAAGGCCUGCCUUCCUUCCGGCUCGUUACCGAUCAUCGCCCUUUGAUUCCGAUCCUCAAUGAUUACCACCUAGAUAAGCUGGAUAAUCCCAGAAUUUUACGGCUUCGCCUGUCCAUGCAGCGGUACUCCUUCGUCGCUAGUUGGGUGCCUUGGGAAGAACAACGUGAUGGCAGAUGCCCUGUCACGCUCCCCCGUGGACCACCCGUCCGCUUCCGAUGA